Eublepharis macularius is the source of this 749-nucleotide messenger RNA. RefSeq names its product ENY2 transcription and export complex 2 subunit (gene ENY2). The transcript has 6 exons. The coding region runs from base 208 to 498 and encodes 96 amino acids. The record is from RefSeq and is a predicted model, not a curated record. Gene Ontology annotation, cellular component: SAGA complex; DUBm complex; nuclear pore. Gene Ontology annotation, molecular function: transcription coactivator activity; chromatin binding. Gene Ontology annotation, biological process: regulation of transcription by RNA polymerase II; positive regulation of DNA-templated transcription; poly(A)+ mRNA export from nucleus. Lineage: Eukaryota; Metazoa; Chordata; Lepidosauria; Squamata; Eublepharidae.
UAGGGUUGGGUCGCGGGCACCCGGGCGACGGCGUUGCGAGUUCGGGUCUCGGUGGCUCCGGCGAAGAGGGCGGUGAAGGGAAGUGACUGGCCGCGGAAGUAGUCGUGAGAUUAUUGCCCCUUGCUACCGUUGGAAAUCUUUUUGGAAGCACUAUUCUGUGGGUUUCUUCUUUAAAACAUCUGCUUCAUAUAUACAGACCUGAAGAAAAUGAAUAAAGAUGCGCAAAUGAGAGCAACUAUUAACCAAAAACUAAUUGAAACGGGCGAGCGAGAACGCCUUAAAGAAUUACUGAGAGCCAAAUUAAUUGAAUGUGGCUGGAAAGACCAGUUAAAGGCACACUGUAAAGAUGUCAUCAAAGAGAAAGGACUAGAACAUGUUACUGUUGAUGAUCUGGUGGCGGAAAUCACUCCAAAAGGCAGAACUUUGGUUCCCGACAGUGUCAAGAAAGAACUUUUACAAAGAAUAAGAACAUUCCUUGCUCAGCAUGCCAGCCUUUGAUUCAUCCGUUGAGUUGUUGCCAUGUUGUGUUAAGUGAAUCAUGCUGGAAACUGGAAAACAUUUUUUUUCUUUUAUGCUUUAGGGUGAAAGUUAACUUUGUUUUUUUUUACAUUUAGUUACUGGAAGUGUACUUUGCUACACUGAAAUUAGUCUUGAUAUUUUAAUAAAAAAAACCCAAACACCUUAUGGCAUAUGUUGGAAAGAAGCUCCAUUUCUUGUCAUUAAAAGUAUGUUGUGUGGCUUACUGUGAA